This is a messenger RNA of Grus americana (Whooping crane), 2952 nucleotides long. RefSeq names its product alpha-1-antiproteinase F-like. The transcript is spliced from 6 exons. Gene Ontology annotation, biological process: negative regulation of endopeptidase activity. Bases 330 to 1571 code for a protein of 413 amino acids. Gene Ontology annotation, molecular function: serine-type endopeptidase inhibitor activity. NCBI's taxonomy places the organism in Eukaryota, Metazoa, Chordata, Aves, Gruiformes, Gruidae. The record is from RefSeq and is a predicted model, not a curated record.
GAGAUUGCACCAGGCUGUGAACAGCUGAAGCAAAACGUAAAGUCUCAACAGCAUUUUGCCAUCGUGCAAACCAUUUGUGAGUCUGCAGUUUGCCCUGCAGACGGUCGGGAAGUGGAGCGCAGCAGGCGCUGCAGUAGGGACUUGAUCUAGACCCUGCUGAAAUCAGGGAGGAGGGCUCCUGUUGUCAGUAGCUUGCUUGGAUGAGGCCCUCUCCAGGAAGCAGCAGCCACCACCAGACAAGUCCAAAAUCAGCACAAACAACUGAGCAAGGACCUGUGCAGACCUGGUGAAUACAACAGGACCCUUUUGUCUGUACCAGCUGUAGAAACAUGAAGAUGUUGUUUUUCCUGUGUCUUUUAAUUGUUGGGAUUCAUUCCAACAGUUAUUGCUGUGAGCCUAAUCAUCAAGGUGUGAGAAACCAAAAUCAAAGAGGCCAAGAAAACCGAAACAUGCCACAGCAGACUGUAGGGAACAGUGUUUGUCGGUUCGCAUGUUGUUUCUACAAAGAGAUUUCUUCUCGUGAAAACAGUGGGAAUAUUUUCUUCUCCCCUUUGAGCAUCUCUACUGCCUUUGCAAUGCUGACUCUGGGCGCCAGAUCAGACACUCUGACACAGAUUCUUAGGGUCCUUAGCUUUAACCCAAAUGAGAUUUCUGAAAAUGAAAUACACGAAGGUUAUCGUCAACUCAUGCAAAUGGUAAACAGAAAGAAUAAGGGGUUACAGCUGAAUAUGGGAAAUGUCCUGUUUGUGCUUGACCGACUGAAGCCACAAGAUAAAUUUUUAAGUAAUCUCAGAAACUUCUAUGAAGGAGAAGCUUAUCCUAUGAACUUCAAGAGGGCUGAUCAAGCCCAGAUAAAGAUCAACGAAUAUGUCGCAGAAAGAACCAAUGGGAAAAUCAAGGACCUCAUAAAUAACCUUGAUCCACUUACUGAAAUUCUCCUUAUUAGCUAUAUUUAUUUUAACGCUGAAUGGGAAAAACCUUUCGAUCCAAAAUAUACUAAAAAGAGCAAAUUCUUUGUGGAUGGGAACAAGGCUGUUGAAGUGCCGAUGAUGUUUGGGAUGGGCCUGUUCAAGCACGGCUAUGAUGAACAGCUCUCUUCCACUGUGGUGCAAAUGGAUUACAAAGGAGGUGCUUCGGCUUUUUUCAUUCUGCCUGAUCAAGGAAAAAUGAGGAAGCUGGAGAAAAGACUGUCUUGUGAACGUAUGUCAAGGUGGAGGACAUUAGUCUCAAAAAGCUCAGUAAAUUUGUAUCUUCCGAAAUUCACUCUUUAUGGGACAUAUAACCUAAAAAAUAUGUUAUAUAAAAUGGGCAUCAUGGAUGUAUUCACUGAUAAGGCUGACCUGUCUGGGAUCACUGGGCAGCCCCAGCACCGAAUUUCCCAGGCUAUUCAUAAGGCUGUGAUAAAGGUGGAUGAGACUGGCACCGAAGCAGCAGCUGCCACAGGCAUGGAAAUAGUGCCUAUGUCUGUUCCAGUUACCAUUACAUUCAACAGGCCCUUCCUAAUGGUCAUAACUAUGGAGAACAAUAUACUCUUCAUGGGAAAAAUUGUGAACCCUCUGAAAAAAGAUUAAGUUGAUGUACAAAUUAGGUAUGCGGUGAUCACCACUGUUAAAUCAAGUGUUUGACCUGAUGAGGAUGGCAUGGCUAUGGAGGGCUUUCUCCACCUCUUAACUGAUGUUAUUCACUGUUUUUUGUAGAUGAGACUCUUCAUCAAUUUAAGUUGUCAUAGCUGCAUGUUUGUUUGGGCCUUGUUUUUUUUUAUUUUUUUUUUUUAAAAAGAAGGUUGCAUUCAGGCAAAACUGUCAUUAGAUCUGGGACAAAAUAGGCCUGUGUGAUACUGACAGCAUAGAUACAUCUUCUAGCAGGGAAGAUGAGGAGCAUGUGGGUGGAGAGGGUUGUGUAAGCCUGCUUCUUCACUCACGGCUGCCUUCUCACCCUUUUUUUGCGUUGACUGACAAAUGGGUACAAGUUACGGCACUUUACUACUUGUGCCCAUUUUCCUACCAACAUGAAGUUCAUAUCUAGCAUAGAUCUUAACAUGCAUAAUGCUUACUACCUUGCAUAGUACCAUUGUUGUCCAGUGAGUCUAUUACAUCCUUCCCUUCCAGCUGUCGUCCCAGCUAGGCUGCUGCAAAGGGGUCCCAAAGAAGGCGUGUUUUUCCCCCGCAGAUACAUACUGGCCUGCCCACUGUUUCUAUGAGAGUUUAUGAUCCAGACUCAUUCCAGGGCAAAUGUUAGAGAGUCUAAAAAUUGAGUCUAAGAAAAGAAGAGGUAGAUCAGAUCUCUGCAGUUCAGAACCCUGGAGCCAGCCUUUGUGAAUCAGGUAUAUAGCUCAGAGCAGCCAAAAAACUACUUCUAGCCUAUGCCUGCACCUAAACCAGCUUUUAGAAGCCCCCAAGCAGCAGGAAACACAAGCCAUCUCCCCUUGGUGCCAGUGCCUGUACCAUUACCAUCUGGCCCUGGGAGAUUACCCAUGGUAGUAAGCACCAUUCCAGUAUUGUUUGUAGGAUCAAGCACCCUACCAGUAACACCUAUACCCCAUCAGUGACACUUACCGUGUCUCUUGACAUAACCCCUUCUGUUCCCAGACUGUCCAGCAAUACAACAUUGGUACUCUAUUUCUCGUCCGCUUCAUGGUUAGUAUAGACACAAUAUUAUAAAGAUCUGUUUUCACUAUUAAGAUACACAAUACUAAAAGUCACAUUCAUAAUGCACAUGCUUAUUUAUUUUUUCUUGUUUACUUUCCUAUUUUUUCUUCUAUUUUUCACAACAUCUAUCAGUAUUUUAUUUCUUUGCUCAUGUUCAUGGUAUAUAUCUGAUCUCUGGUUGCAGGAGGGGUAAAUUAUUGACUAAAAUGGGUUAGUCUGUUAAUAGGUAUUAAGCAUUAACACCAGUCUUUGUACAGCCUUGAAAUUUGCAGACAAAUGUACUAUGGUAGAAGAACGACAAUGA